This is a messenger RNA of Caretta caretta (loggerhead turtle), 1672 nucleotides long. It is a transcript of the gene PABPN1L, whose product is annotated as PABPN1 like, cytoplasmic. NCBI's taxonomy places the organism in Eukaryota, Metazoa, Chordata, Testudines, Cheloniidae. Gene Ontology annotation, biological process: nuclear-transcribed mRNA catabolic process, deadenylation-dependent decay. Gene Ontology annotation, molecular function: poly(A) binding. Gene Ontology annotation, cellular component: nucleus. The record is from RefSeq and is a predicted model, not a curated record.
AUGUUUGGCUUCCAAGCAAGCCCCCUCUUUCUGGACCCCUCCGGGGCCUGGUGGCAGGACCCACCACCGUCCCUGGCCAGGGUGGAUUCCUCCUGGGACAUGGCUGAUAUGGCAGCUCGGCAGAAGGCCGCGGACGAAGACUCAGACCUGAGCCCGCUGGAGGGGGACAGCGCAGAGGAGCUGGGUGUGCUGGACCCGGAACUGGAAGCCAUCAAGGCCAAAGUCCGUGAGAUGGAGGAGGAGGAUGAGCGGCUCAAGGAGCUGCAGGCUGAGGCCAAGAACCACCUCAUCCUGAGAUCGCAGGCAGGUAUUCCCGUUCCUAGGACCACAGAGGAGAAAAUUGAGGCUGAUCAGAGAUCCAUCUACGUGGGCAAUGUGGACUACGGUGGAACAGCAGAAGAGCUGGAGUCCCAUUUCAAUAGCUGUGGGCAGAUCAACCGAGUGACCAUCCUCUGUGAUAAAUUCUCUGGACAUCCCAAAGGGUAUGCUUACAUUGAGUUUGAAGACAAGAGCUCUGUGAAGGCAGCGGUGGAGCUGGACGAGAGCAUGUUCAGAGGCCGGGUCAUCAAGGUCCUGCCCAAGAGGACCAACAUGCCAGGUAUCAGCACAACUGACCGUGGGGGCUCCAGGGGCCGUUUUCCAAGCAGGGGGGGCCUGUCUCAAAGGGCAAACGUCUAUGGAGUGCUGAGAUCAAGACCCCGAGGGAGAGUGUACAGGUGAGCAGUGAUGUUCCCUGCUGACAGGAGGUCGGCAGUAGAAUGGAGAAUCCCAUGUGCACUCCUGCCCGGCAGGGGUUUGGUGUGGGAUGUCUCCAGGCCUGUCGCUGUGGUAGCAAAAUCAGCUCUGCAAUUGGCAUGAGGAGGGCAUUUUCCCUGGUCACUAGGUGUCUCAAGCAUAGGCUGUCCCUAUCAGACCAGCUGCUGGGUGGUCAGCACUCCAGAAGCUCUGGGAGGCUGGGAAUAUCACAAAGCACUCACCUAGCCCUUUCCAUGGCUAAGGCCUGGGACAAACACCAGCAGAGUCCCUACACCUGCCAGGGAGUGGGGGAUAGAAGGUGGGAGUAUUUAUCCCCGUUUUCCAAAAGGAGGAAACCCAGGUGGCGACACCUGCCCCAAAGCUGCACACUCCCUGUAUCUGCACUAGACUCUUCUCUGAGCUUUCCUCCAUGGCUACCUGCAGUGCCAUGAACAGUGUGAGUGCUACCGUAGACUGGCUGCGGGCACUUCAGUCUCCAGGCGGCCUGCCUGGCCCUGCUUGGAACAGAUCUAGGUGAUGUAGGAGUGAAAACGAGGCCCAGGUAACUGCCAGCUAUGCAAGUGCUCCCCUCGCUCGGUGGGAAAACUUGGGAGAGAAAGGUCUAGCAGAACCAAGGCCAUUGAAUCAGCCUGCAGGCCAUGCUUACUCCCUUAGCCCACGUUGCCUCUCUAUUGUAAUGCGCUCUUUGUUUUAAUGGCUGGCUGCUGCCGUGUUUGUUCUGCAGUAAUCCCUUUCCUUGGUUUAGGGUGGGUUUCCACUCUGAUUUCGAAGUCGCUCCAAUUGUCAGUCCAUGUAAGCUGUCCCAUUUAGAAGAGGAGGCAGGGCUAUGCAAGGGACAGAGUGCAAGAAUACAGACAGGACUUGCUAAGGGCAAGCGGAGCAGGGGGUUAAUCAACACAAGCCUUGAUACUUCUGG